This is a messenger RNA of Nipponia nippon (crested ibis), 2063 nucleotides long. Lineage: Eukaryota; Metazoa; Chordata; Aves; Pelecaniformes; Threskiornithidae. The record is from RefSeq and is a predicted model, not a curated record.
AAAGGCUUAAUUUUUCUUUGGCAUUACAGGUGCCAGUGAAAGCGUGGGAAAGCAUAUGCUUGAAGCAUGCAACAAUAAUCUGGAGAUGGCUGUCACCAUGUUUCUGGAUGGUGGAGGCAUAGCAGAGGAGCCUAGCACCAGCUCUGCAGGGGUGUCUGCUGUUCGACCGCACACUGAGGAUGAAGUACGAGCUCCAAUUCCUCAAAAACAGGAAAUUUUAGUAGAGCCUGAGCCCUUGUUUGGAGCUCCUAAAAGACGCAGACCUGCACGCUCAAUAUUUGAUGGCUUUCGGGAUUUUCAAACAGAAACCAUUCGACAGGAACAGGAGCUACGAAAUGGAGGGGCAGUAGAUAAGAAACUCACUACUCUAGCAGACCUCUUCAGGCCUCCCAUUGAUCUGAUGCACAAAGGCAGCUUUGAAACGGCCAAGGAGUGUGGUCAGAUGCAGAACAAAUGGCUCAUGAUAAACAUUCAGAAUGUGCAAGAUUUCGCCUGUCAGUGUCUCAACCGCGACGUCUGGAGCAAUGAGGCUGUGAAGAACAUAAUCCGGGAACAUUUCAUUUUUUGGCAGGUAUACCAUGACAGUGAGGAAGGACAGAGGUACAUACAGUUUUAUAAAUUAGCAGACUUCCCUUAUGUCUCCAUCCUGGAUCCCAGGACAGGCCAGAAACUAGUGGAGUGGCACCAGCUAGAUGUGACUUCUUUCUUGGACCAAGUGACGGGGUUUUUGAGUGAGCAUGGACAGCUGGAUGGCCAUUCUACCAGCCCUCCCCAAAAAUGCUCUCGUUCAGAGAGUCUCAUUGAUGCCAGUGAGGACAGCCAGUUGGAAGCUGCUAUCAGAGCCUCGUUACAGGAGACGCAUUUUGAUUCCUCACAGGCCAAGCAGGAGAGUCGGUCAGAUGAGGAGUCCGAGUCAGAGCUUUUUUCUGGAAGCGAAGAGUUUAUUUCGGUUUGCGGAUCUGAGGAGGAGGAGGAAUCGGAGAAUCCUGCCAAGUUGAGGAAGUCUCCGCACAAGGACUUGGGAUAUAAAAAAGAGGAAAGUCGGAGGGCUCAGCCUGAGCCCCCUGCAAGGACUGAGCCUGGGACAACAUCGAAUCACAGAGUACUGCCCUGUAUUGAUGCAGGGAUACUGGAGGAGUCAACUGACAAGCCUGAAAGUACGUUUCAGGGCCUAGAUGUGAAUGGACCAAAGGCACAGCUGAUGCUAAGGUAUCCAGAUGGAAAGAGGGAACAAAUUUCACUGCCCGAGCAAGCUAAACUUCUGGCUCUUGUGAAACAUGUCCAGUCAAAAGGAUACCCCAAUGAACGCUUUGAACUUCUCACCAACUUCCCUCGAAGGAAACUUUCCCACCUGGACUAUGAAAUCACGUUACAGGAGGCAGGCCUGUGUCCUCAAGAGACUGUCUUUGUGCAGGAAAGGAAUUAGCACCGUGGCCUGAGUUCUCCCAGCCUUCCUCCCUUCUCUUCUUUGCCUGGGACACCAACUCAUUAAAUAUGCAGUUGAGGGUCAUAGGAUUGCAGUGCUGAAAUCAGGCAGGCAGCUGGCUGGCCCUUCUCUCUCUUCUUCCCUUCUCCUGCUCUAGUGACCAAAUGAGAGUGUUCAGAGUUUUAUUUCGUUCCUCAGCCUGGGCCCUGCGGAGAGCAUUGGGAAGAACAUCUUUCCUUUGUUUUCAUGGAAUAAAGUAAAAUGGUGAUCUGUGUAUCCAGUAUGCUGGGGCUUGGAGUGGCCAUAAUACACAUACCCUUCUCGCUGCUAUUCUUAAAUCUGUUUUGUUUAAUUUAUUUUUGAAAAUAGUGUGUGAUAAGGCACUGAGUCAUCUCUCUGUAAGGAGAGAGUGUAAUCUUCAGUACAGUCUUUCCUUUGUUUUGAUUCUCUACACAAAAGGUCUCCAUUAACCUUACAGCCUUCUUAAGGGUUCACUUGUCUAGUGCUCUGUGAAAACUUGGGUUUUGGGAAGGAGUUGGGUUGAGCUGUGGUGAGAUACUUUGCCUCCAUCUAAUUUAAAGGCUUCUAGAUUGCAUGCAUGUUUUCCUCCUGCUUUAAAUGCUGCCAGUGGACACAG